Molecule: messenger RNA, 2302 nt
Organism: Punica granatum (pomegranate)
Lineage: Eukaryota; Viridiplantae; Streptophyta; Magnoliopsida; Myrtales; Lythraceae
Source: RefSeq, a predicted model, not a curated record
AGAUGAAGAAAAGUUUGGCAGGUAAAAGAGUUGGAACUGUGUGGACAUUGACAAUUCUUCUUUCACACUGAAUUUUCAUCACUACAAAGCCCAGACAAAAAGCAAAAGGGCACACACGGUUAGAAUUAGGAGGGGAGGAGAAGGGGAAGAAGAAGGAGAAGAGCCAUGGAGAAGAAUGAGGGUGAGGCUGUGCACCGGAACGGUGAACCGAACUCCAUGGAAGCGGUAACAGAAGCUUCUUCUUCCCCGACUCACGGCCCGAAAGGUAAUGGAACCGCAAUGGAGAUGAACGGGAAUGCUGUCAGUACUCAAGACCAUAAGAUCAACUACAGGGGGUGGAAAGUCAUGCCCUUCAUCAUAGGGAAUGAAACCUUCGAGAAGCUCGGGGCAAUUGGGACGUUAGCGAACCUCUUGAUCUAUUUGACAUCCGUGUUCAAUCUGAGUAGCAUAACUGCCGCAAACAUCAUUAAUAUCUUCAAUGGCACCACCAACCUCGCUACUCUGCUCGGAGCUUUCCUCUGCGACACGUACUUUGGUCGAUACAAGACUCUCGCCUUCUGCACAAUAGCGUCCUACCUGGGGUUGCAAGCUAUACAACUGACAGCCGCAAUCAAGAACUUGCACCCUCCUGAUUGUGGGGACAAUGCGACUUGUGAUGGGCCCACAGCAGGGCAAAUGGCAUUUCUAGUCACUGGAUUUGCGAUGCUUACUGUUGGGGCUGCAGGAAUCCGCCCGUGCAAUUUGGCCUUCGGGGCUGACCAGUUUAACCCCAACACGGAGUCGGGAAGGACGGGCAUCACCAGCUUCUUCAACUGGUACUUCUUCACCUUCACCUUUGCCCAGAUGGUCUCCCUCACCCUGAUUGUGUACAUCCAAUCGAACGUGAGUUGGGCGAUCGGGCUGUUGAUCCCAGCCCUCCUGAUGCUUAUCUCAUGCGCUGUGUACUUCAUGGGAUGGAAGAUGUAUGUGAAAGUCAAGGCCACCGGAAGUCCCAUGACGAGCAUUGUGCAGGUGCUUGUGGUCUCAAUCAAGAAGAGUCGGUUGAGUCAUCCCAAGCAGCCGUGGCUCUCUCUUUACAACUACAUUUCUCCCAAGUCCAUCAACUCCAAGCUUCCCUACACCGAUCAGCUCCGUUGCUUGGACAAGGCGGCAAUUCUGACUCCAGAAGACAGACUGAACCCAGAUGGGUCGCCUGCAGAUCCUUGGAGACUCUGCAGCAUGCAGCAGGUCGAAGAAGCGAAGUGUGUCGUAAGAGUGUUGCCAAUAUGGGCCGCUAUGCUGAUAUAUUACAUUGCAAUGGUCCAGCAACAGACCUACGCGAUCUUCCAGGCCGCCCAGUCUGACAGGCAGCUCGGGAGCACGAAUUUCAAGAUCCCAUCGGCAUCCUAUGUUGUCUUUGUCAUGAUAAGUCUCACCCUAUUCAUCCCCUUGUACGACCAGGUACUCGUCCCAUUUCUCCGUAGGGUGACGGGAAAGGAAGGCGGGAUCACUCUACUUCAGAGGAUGGGAAUCGGAAUGUUCAUUGCCAUGAUCACGAUGAUCUUGUCAGGGGUCAUGGAGGAACGGAGAAGGACAAUCGCCCUGACUAAGCCAACAAUGGGUACCGAUCCCAGGAGGGGAGAUAUCUCCUCCAUGUCAGCUAUGUGGCUUAUCCCCCAGUUCGUGUCGACUGGCUUAGCAGAGGCCUUUACAUCCAUCGGGCAGAUCGAGUUCUACUACAAGCAGUUCCCGGAGAACAUGAGGAGCAUUGGAGGGUCCCUCUUCUACUGCGGGAUGGCAGGGUCGAGCUACCUGAGCAGCCUACUCAUAUCAGUCGUCCACAAUACUACGAAGGGGUCAGAAAGAGGCGACUGGCUCCCCCAGGAUCUCAACAAAGGGAGGCUCGACUAUUUCUACUAUGUGAUCGCGGGCUUGGGGUUCCUCAACCUCAUCUAUUUCAUGCUCUGUGCUAGGUGGUACAAGUACAAGGAGAAGGACGAGAUUUGCCCCUUACCCGAAACAGAAAUGCAGCCAGCUGAGAAGGCUGUCGUCUAAUGUUGUAUGAGUUCCGUGGAGGAUCAAUCAUGUUUGUACCCCGCUAAAAAGGAUCCCGCAUCUUGGGACUCCGUUAACAUAUUCACAUCAUAUUAGUAUCUCCCUUCAUACGUAUACGGUAUAUAUGUACCAUGAGUAGGGCAUUUGAGCCGCAAAGGUAGAAGAGCAUCAACUUGGAUUUUCUCGAUUUGAUAAUUAACAUAAGAGAGAAAUCGAUGUAUUAGUUGUUCUUUUACCACAAGCCAAGUACAAAAUGUCAUUACUCUCA